AGAAAAGAAACUAGCCAUGGGACAAAGUUCAAGAGACCUCCAUGGAAAAUGUUGCUGAUGCUACUAUACAAAGUCAUAUCAUGAAGAGUCUAUUUUGAGGAUGAUUUCAUAUUUAAACAGUUUUCAUGUUGAAAGAAAUUUGUGAAAGUGAAAAGUGAAAGUUCUUUUUAUAUAAACAAUUUCCUCAUCAUAAAAAUUUUACUUGUAAUGGGCGAAAUGGCCAACAACUCUGUUGCAUACAGUGGUGUAAAAAACUCUUUAAAGGAAGCUAAUCAUGAUGGAGAUUUUGGAAUUACACUUGCUGAGCUCCGGGCUCUCAUGGAGCUCAGAUCCACAGAUGCAUUACGUAAAAUCCAAGAAAGCUAUGGAGAUGUCUAUGGAAUUUGUGGGAAAUUGAAAACCUCUCCCAAUGAAGGUUUAAGCGGAAAUCCUGCAGAUAUAGAGAGGAGGCAAGCAGUGUUUGGGAAGAACUUUAUACCUCCUAAAAAGCCAAAAACUUUUCUUCAAUUAGUAUGGGAAGCAUUACAAGAUGUUACCUUAAUUAUAUUAGAAAUUGCAGCCAUAGUAUCACUGGGCCUUUCUUUUUAUCGACCUCCAGAAGGGAAUAAUGCAGUUUGUGGACAAGUUUCUGUUGGGGAGGAAGAAGGGGAAGGUGAAACCGGCUGGAUUGAAGGAGCUGCUAUCCUUUUGUCAGUAGUAUGUGUUGUGUUAGUGAUGGCAUUCAAUGACUGGAGUAAAGAGAAGCAGUUUCGAGGUCUGCAGAGUCGAAUCGAACAAGAACAGAAGUUCACAGUUAUCAGAGGUGGGCAAGUCAUUCAGAUACCAGUGGCCGACAUUACUGUGGGGGAUAUUGCCCAAGUGAAAUAUGGUGAUCUUCUUCCAGCUGAUGGGAUACUUAUUCAAGGAAAUGAUCUAAAAAUUGAUGAAAGCUCACUGACUGGGUAAAUGCAUCAUUACUUA
Messenger RNA from Monodelphis domestica (gray short-tailed opossum), 960 nucleotides. The record is from RefSeq and is a predicted model, not a curated record. Lineage: Eukaryota; Metazoa; Chordata; Mammalia; Didelphimorphia; Didelphidae.